GCUCGAAAACGGGACCUGCUUUUCAAAGAAACUGCAUUGCUUGUCAAUCAUUUCCUUUCUUUGGAAUUCAGCCGCCGCCGAAGACUUCCCUGUGUGUUGUGUUUGCUCCUCGACCACAUUCAGCGUCCCCAGAACGCCCUCGCCGCCUCUGCAUUCCAGCUUGCAAUAUCCUUCUCGUGCCUUUGACGGGGCACAUUUAAUCUUUCAAAACGGCGGUUCUUUCUCACCAAGCUAGGGACAGCCUGGUCCCUCCGCAUCUUCUCGGGAUGCAGGAUAUGUCGGGUCACCAGGGCGGGCCGAGUGCCCCCAACGGCCGUUUUGGCCAUGCCUCGAAGCCGUCGAACAGCGACACCGGCUUCUCUCACGGCGCCUUCGCCUCAAACAUCAGCGGUUUUGCCGACAGGCACCCUCGCCGCGGGAACAUUCCUACCAUCAACACCCAGCCGAUCCAGCACCACCACCACCAGGCGCCUACCAAUGGCGCUGACUUGACCACCCCCGGCACUGCGUUCGACAUGCAGUUCACUCCUCUUCUGCCUUCGCAAUUGCUCCUGGGUAGCCCGUUUCAGCCGGGGACACCUGCGGCCUUCGCGAGCCCCCACUUCCAGAACGUGAACAACUUCCAGCAGGCCCAGCAGCAGGGCCUCCAGCAGCAGCAGCAGCAGCAGAAUGGCCCGUCUAGCCCGGUCCAGCAGAACAUCUCGCCCCAGAUGUACCAGUCCAUUGUGUCCCCCUCGGCCUACGGUGCGCCCCAGUUUUAUGCGCCGCAGUCCCCGACUGGCUCGUUCAACAAUGUGGGAGGCCAGAUGCAGGUCCCCAUGCAGCCCACGUCGCCCGUGUCGAUGGGCCCCGGUAUGGUCACCGGCACGAGCCGCACUGUCUACCUUGGCAACAUCCCUCCUGACACAGUUGCCGAGGAGAUCCUGGGGCAUGUGCGCAGCGGCCAGAUCGAGUCCGUCCGCCUCCUCCCGGACAAGAACUGCGCCUUCAUCUCGUUCCUGGACGCGAGCUCCGCCACGCAUUUCCACUCCGAUGCCAUCUUGAAAAAGCUCUGCAUCAAGGGGCAGGAUAUCAAGAUUGGCUGGGGUAAGCCCUCGCAGGUCCCGACCUCGGUCGCUCUAGCUGUCCAGCAGUCUGGCGCGUCGCGCAAUGUCUAUCUCGGGAACCUGCCCGAGGACAUUAGUGACGAGGAGCUGCGCGAGGACCUGGGCAAGUUUGGCGCCAUUGACACGGUGAAGAUCGUGCGCGAGAAGAACAUCGCGUUUGUGCAUUUCCUGUCCAUCGCCAACGCCAUCAAGGCCGUUUCCCAGCUUCCGCAGGAGGCCAAGUGGCAGGCGCCCCGCCGGGUCUAUUAUGGAAAGGACCGGUGUGCCUACGUUUCCAAGACGCAGCAGCAGAACGCUGCGCAGUACCUAGGCAUUGCCCCUGGCUACGCCCACAUGCUGACUGGAGCGGACCGUGAUCUCAUCUCGAACGCUCUGGCUCAGCAGUCGGUGGCUGCUGCUGCUGUGGCUACGACGGCGGGCGGCAUUGGCAAUCUGGGCAACCGGACGAUUUAUCUUGGCAACAUCCACCCCGAGACCACCAUUGAGGAGAUUUGCAACGUUGUCCGGGGUGGCCUUCUGCACCACAUUCGGUACAUCCCCGACAAGCACAUCUGCUUUGUGACCUUCAUCGACCCCACAGCUGCCGCGUCGUUCUACGCGCUGAGCAACCUGCAAGGUCUGAUGAUUCACAACCGUCGCUUGAAGAUCGGCUGGGGCAAGCACUCCGGGGCUCUCCCGCCUGCAAUUGCCCUUGCCGUCAGCGGCGGUGCCUCGCGGAACGUGUACAUUGGUAACCUCGAUGAGACCUGGACCGAGGAGCGCCUGAGGCAGGAUUUCUCCGAGUACGGCGAGAUCGAGCUCGUCAACGCCCUGCGGGAGAAGAGCUGCGCGUUUGUCAACUUCACCAACAUUGCGAACGCGAUCAAGGCCAUCGAGGCGGUCAGGGGCAAGGAGGAGUACAGAAAGUUCAAGGUGAACUUCGGCAAGGACCGCUGCGGGAACCCGCCCAGGCAGAUGCAGCAGCAGCAGCAGCAGCAGCAGCAGCAACCGUCACCUCGCGGCGACCAGAUCCCCUCCCCCCCUGGCAGCGGCUCUACCCCGAACGGCAACUCGCCCACCAACUCGGGCAGCGCCUCGUCGGCGGCCUUGUUCAACAAUUCCGGCAACCCGCUGACCAUGUACCUGAACCACGUCUCCCAGCAGGCGCAGCAGCAGCAGCAACAGCAGCACCACGUGCUCGCCGCGCAGCAGGCCGCGCUCUUCGGCACGGCCUCGUCGUCGCCCAACGACCCCGGCCUCGCGCUCGAGGUCCCGCAGGGCCCCAUCUCGGGCCACCAGCAGUCGGCCAGCAUCUCCAACGGCUACGUGACCAACCCGUCGGCGUCGGGCGCCCCCACCAUCGGCGGCCUGCUCGCCCCGGGCAACUCGCGCGCCUCCCACAACCGCGCCGUCAGCCUGCCCGUCUUCGCCCCCUUCGAGAACGGCGGCACCAGCCCCAACAGCCUGCACGGCAGUGUUGGUGGUGGUGAUGGCAGCGGCGGCGGCGGUGGCGGCGGUGGCGAGCGCCGCGGCCACCAGUACCAGGCUAGCUUCGGCGGCAUGGGUGCCGGGUUUGGGCUGGCGAUCCAGGGGAACCUGAACGGCUGGGUCGAGGAGGAGGUUGCUAACUGAAUCUGAGCUUGAAAAGUUGAGAGUUGGGCUGUUUGUUGUUGUUGUUGUUGGGCUUGGGGUGUGUCGUCGGCGAGCGGCAACGCGGGGACGGGCGGGACCGAGAAAGAAAAAAAGACCGGGACGGGAUCAGAUUCGAGUAUCUUGUUGUAAUUUGUUUGGGUCAGUAACUCUU
Molecule: messenger RNA, 2889 nt
Organism: Chaetomium fimeti
Lineage: Eukaryota; Fungi; Ascomycota; Sordariomycetes; Sordariales; Chaetomiaceae
Exons: 1
Coding region: 267-2717 (816 amino acids)
Cellular component (GO): cytoplasmic stress granule
Molecular function (GO): mRNA binding
Source: RefSeq, a predicted model, not a curated record